This is a messenger RNA of Eutrema salsugineum, 819 nucleotides long. RefSeq lists its product as uncharacterized. The transcript is spliced from 3 exons. The record is from RefSeq and is a predicted model, not a curated record. Gene Ontology annotation, molecular function: RNA-DNA hybrid ribonuclease activity; nucleic acid binding. NCBI's taxonomy places the organism in Eukaryota, Viridiplantae, Streptophyta, Magnoliopsida, Brassicales, Brassicaceae. Bases 1 to 819 code for a protein of 272 amino acids.
AUGGAUCUUGAGUUGAGAGUCUCGGAUUUAAUCUCUGAACAUGGAGAAUGGAUGGAGAACAAAGUUCAUGAAUUAUUUCCUCCAAAUGAUGCGGUCAAAAUUUUGGAUAUGCCGAUUGGAAGAGUUCCUGACAGACAUAUAUGGGCUUACACUGAUGAUGGUGCUUAUUCGGUUAAAAGUGGUUACUGGUUGCUCGCUAAUCAUCCACAUCUAGCUCAACCUCCCGUGUCGCUGUUAUGCAGCCAGUCUUCGGAGUCUAUUAACCAUGUGCUUUUUCAAUGUGAAUCAGCCAGGGCUAUUUGGGAUCUUUCGCGGCUUAAUCUCCCCUCGAAUGGCUUCUCGAAUUCCCUUGAGAACAAAAAUGCCUUCCUUUUCUCAGGUAAUCAGGAUUCGAGUGCUAGAAUCAUCCAAGUGGCUAAUGAUGAAGCAAAAGCUUGGAAAGAGGCUAAUAACUUAGUCGACACUGAAGAUGCUUGCAAAUGGCAACCUUCGCCGAAUGGAAAGCUCAAGUGCAAUCUAAAUGUUCAUUGGAGGAAUUCGAGGUUACAUUGUGGAGCUGCUUGGAUCGUCCGAGACCACAUGAGUUAUGCUAUUUUUCAUGCUAGAGAUGCUUUCACCAAAGCGCCCAAUAGAACUAUAGCGGAACUCAAAGGUGUAAUUUGGGCGAUCAAAAGCCUUCGUGAUUUGAGAUUGGAGAAUGUGGUACUAGCAUUAGAUUGUAGAAAGGCUUUUACAGCUAUAAUGAAUCUGGCCAAGAUACCAUGUGCUCACAGAUCAAAUUUACAGGUUGCAGCAGGGCUGGGGCAUUGUAGGUUUUGA